ACAACAACAACAGCAGCAGCAGCAACAGCAACAGCAACAGCACCGACAGCGCGCGAGCAGGCGACGGCGGAAGUGCCGCGGACGGGACGCCUGCGCCGCUAAACUUCUUCCGCAUGUUCAGGUUCGGAUCGGGGACGUCGGCUGCGAAUGGAAAUAGCGCCGGUGGCGAGGACGGGCCGCGAAUGGUGCCGGUAAUCAUCGUCGGUAUUCGGUCUGUGAAUUCAAAUUCGGGCGCUGGCGGCUCUGCUGCUGCUGGUGCAGGUGGAGCGGCCGCGGCUACGGCUACUACUGCUGCUACUACUGCUACCGCCACGGGAGCAACUGCAGGAAACGGAGCACAGACUGCGUCCGACGGCGCGAGAUCGUUCCUCGACAGCCUGCCUCUAUCGCUAGGAAGCAACGCGGCCUUCGGCGCAAGUCGCAGCAGCACGGGGCCCAGCAGCACGAGCGCGCCGGUGGGCAACGGCAGUGGUCGGCGACGCCGGCGAUCAGAAGACAGUCUUGACAUUGCCGGGCGGGCGGAGAGUGCCACGCGGCAGCGACGGGGAAGCUCGAUGCUGUUUGAUGACAAUGAUACGAUUUUAAGAUUGAGCGAUGAGGAAGAUGGCGAAGGGGAUGAUGGGGACGUUAUGAUUGGCGACGCGGAGCGGGUGAGAAGAGCGCAUGAGGCGCUGUACGCUGGGCCGCAGGAGGACGAGGAAGAGGAUGAAGACAGCUCGAGGUUUUCCUUGUUCCCGCGCAGCGGUCGAGAUCGCAGCAGUAACGCAAGCAAUCUCCGCCGCCGCGGCGGGCAUGGCAGACGACACUCGCCCUCUGCUGCUGCUGCUGCUGGCACCGGUGCUGCUUCAGAAGGCGGGAGCACAGUGCGCUCGUGGAUCAUCUACGUGCUAGGCGGGCAGUACCCCGAGAACCACCCGAUCCUAACUACGCCGUCGCUGUUCACGGACUCGCCGACGUACGAGGAUAUGAUGCUGCUGUCGAGCUACAUCGGGCCUGCGAAGCCGCCUGUUGCGAGCCGCGAGUCGGUCGAGGAGGCAGGCGGGAUCGUGGUCGCGGGCGAGGAGUUGGAUGGCGAGCGGUGCUUGGUUUGUCUUUCGGAUUUCGUGAGGGGAGAGAGGUGUCGCAAGUUGAACGAGUGUGGGCAUUUGUUCCAUCAGUCUUGUAUUGAUGAGUGGCUUACCACGGGCCGUAACUCAUGCCCUCUAUGCCGCGCCGUCGGCGUCGCAGAGUCAAAAGACGCUCCCUCAUCCGCCUCAGGUUCUGCAUCCGAAGACCGUCCAUCAGUGCUAUCAGCCUAAUUCCCAAACGGCAUAAUGUAAUCCCACAUUUUUAUUUCUCACUAAUCCGACACGGUGUGUCUUUUUUGAUUAUAUCGUUUUAAUCAGCGUUAGUUUUCUCGUUUGCAGUUUGUUUUGUAUUCUUUUUUGCAUGGCGCGGAGCAUGGGGGCGAUAUAUACCCUCCCUCUACUUAGUAGUUCUAUACAUUCAAGCUCAAUUAUCACGUUUUUAUGAAUAAAUAUCUUUUUACAAUGCAA
Molecule: messenger RNA, 1535 nt
Organism: Myxozyma melibiosi
Lineage: Eukaryota; Fungi; Ascomycota; Lipomycetes; Lipomycetales; Lipomycetaceae
Exons: 2
Coding region: 114-1298 (394 amino acids)
Biological process (GO): ubiquitin-dependent protein catabolic process
Molecular function (GO): ubiquitin protein ligase activity
Source: RefSeq, a predicted model, not a curated record